Molecule: messenger RNA, 1660 nt
Organism: Saccostrea echinata
Lineage: Eukaryota; Metazoa; Mollusca; Bivalvia; Ostreida; Ostreidae
Product: neuronal acetylcholine receptor subunit alpha-7-like
Exons: 8
Coding region: 1-1350 (449 amino acids)
Biological process (GO): cobalamin biosynthetic process; chemical synaptic transmission; monoatomic ion transmembrane transport
Cellular component (GO): synapse; membrane; neuron projection
Molecular function (GO): neurotransmitter receptor activity; extracellular ligand-gated monoatomic ion channel activity; transmembrane signaling receptor activity
Source: RefSeq, a predicted model, not a curated record
AUGUCUAUAAGUAUUGGAAUAAGACAAUUGUUUUUGUCCUUUGUUUUGGUUAUCUGGGUUUCCUUUUCGUCGUCUUGGAGUUCUUCUGAUGUUCAGACAAUAAGGAAGAAUGGGGUCCUCGGCACCAGCUAUGACAGACUGGUCCGUCCGUCUCAGACUACAAAUGUCAGUGUGGCUCUGAACCUUAUCACCAUCAACUUUAUGGAUAUAAAGAACCAGGUUUUAUCAACGACAGGCUGGAUAGAGGCGAGUUGGGAAGAUCACAGGUUGGCCUGGAAUGUUUCUAAAUACCCAAACAUAACAGAUAUCUUCGCAGACGAGAGUGAGGUGUGGCGGCCUGUUUUCUUCAUAGAUAACUCGGUUUCUGACCUAAACAUUAUCUCGGAUUCUAAUCUUUUGUACCGAGUCACUUAUACUCCCAAGGUAGAGUGGGAACAACCCCGGAUGUUCACCACCCAUUGCAAUGUCGAUAUCACGUUCUACCCUUUUGAUACUCAGCUAUGUGAAAUCAAGCUAACAAGCUGGGGUUAUACAACCGACGAAAUUGAACUUCAACCAGCAAAUUCAGAAAUUAUCACGGAGGGUUUGGAACCUAACGGUGAGUGGCAUUUGCUGCACACAAACGUCAAGAAAAACCAAUUGACGGAAUUGCGAGCAGACGGCGUGAUGACGAAACACUGGGAAAUUGUGUUCACAUUAGUGGUGCAGAGAAGGACGGCAUACUACGUCACAGGCAUUUUGUUACCAGUGUUCCUAUUGUCCUAUCUCAAUACAAUUGUUUUUCUCCUGCCAGUGGAAUCUGGAGAAAAAAUUGGAUUUAUCCUUACGGUACUUUUAUCUUUAGCCGUGUUACUAACAAUCAUAACGGAUAAAAUUCCAUCAACUUCUAUCGAUGUUUCAAUUAUAUCUGUGUACCUGGCCAUCACCUUAUGCUUCAGUGUUGUGUCCUGCAUUCUGUCUGUCUUAGUCAUGUCUGUCAAUUUCCAGGACGAUUCAAAGCCUCUACCAAAAUGGGUCAAAAAACUUAUAAGGAACGAUCUGUUUCCAUUCGACUGUUUGAAAAAAUGUAGCUACUGCUUAAAACCGAGCAGGAACAAGACCUCGUGUAAUAAUGAUGCGGGGAUUCCAGAGGUUAAUAUGACCGUUGAAGAUGUUGACGUAACAGGGAAAGAGGAUUCGGGUUCCAUCAAAAAGCCUGGGAGGUUUUCCUGGAAUGAUGCCGCUAGAAAACUGGAUGUUCUCUUUUUCUAUGUGACAUUUAUUUUAAUCACCAUGGAAACCAUAGUUUUUAUUGUGGUUCUAAUGAUAGGUGGAACGGCUAAUGCACAGAGACUUAUAAAUCAACUUUAAGUGAUAUACACGUGUAUUCAUCUCCACAUACUAAAUACCAACAGAAGAUACACUUAUAAAUCUAAUCGUCCAUCUAUUUGUGUGUCUAUUCGAGUAAUUGUCUCUUAUAAUAAGAUAUUUCAUUUUAAUAUGAAUCUUCAUCAUUGUAAUAAUGUAAAGCGUUGGACAGCUGUUGAACGGGUUAAGCAGAGAAACUCUUAUCGAGUUAAAUUAUUCCAUUUGUGAAAACUGCUUCAAAUGUAGAAACAUCUUUUUUAACAAAAGGUGUUGGAACUGUUGAUAAGAAUGAAAUACAUACAUGUAGUCUACA